Sorex fumeus (smoky shrew) is the source of this 918-nucleotide messenger RNA. RefSeq names its product olfactory receptor 7A17-like. Gene Ontology annotation, cellular component: membrane. The record is from RefSeq and is a predicted model, not a curated record. NCBI's taxonomy places the organism in Eukaryota, Metazoa, Chordata, Mammalia, Eulipotyphla, Soricidae. The transcript has a single exon. The coding region runs from base 1 to 918 and encodes 305 amino acids. Gene Ontology annotation, biological process: G protein-coupled receptor signaling pathway. Gene Ontology annotation, molecular function: G protein-coupled receptor activity; olfactory receptor activity.
AUGGACAGAGGAAAUAUUACAGGGACUUCAGAGUUUCUUCUUCUGGGUGUGUCAGAGGCACCAGAGCUUCAGCCUCUCAUCUUUGGGACCUUCCUCUCCAUGUACCUGAUCACUGUUCUUGGAAACCUGCUCAUCAUCCUGGCUGUCAUCUCAGAUUCCCACCUCCACACACCCAUGUACUUCUUCCUCUCCAACCUGUCCUUUGUGGACAUCUGUUUCACCUCGACCACCGUCCCAAAGAUGCUGCUGAAUAUUCAGACACAGAGCAAAGUCAUCACCUAUAAUGGAUGUAUCACACAGAUGUACUUUUUUAUGCUCUUUGCAGCACUUGACAUCUUUCUCUUGGCUGUGAUGGCCUAUGACCGUUUCGUGGCCAUCUGUCACCCACUGCACUACAUGACUAUCAUGAACCACCGACGUUGCAGACUGCUGGUUCUGAUAUGCUGGAUCUUGGGUUUCCUGCAUUCCUUAUUAGAAAGCUUAAUGGUAUUGCGUCUUUCCUUCCCUAUGGAUUUGGAAAUUCCUCACUUUUUCUGUGAACUAAAUCUGAUGAUCCAACUUUCCUGUUCUGACACUUUUCUUAGCAACUUGGUGAUGUACUUGUCAGCUGUACUCCUGACUGGUAGUUCCUUUACUGGGAUCCUUUAUUCUUACUCUAAGAUUGUUUCCUCGAUAUUUAGAAUCUCAUCAGCUCAAGGAAAAUACAAAGCAUUUUCCACCUGUGCAUCUCACCUCUCAGUUGUCUUUCUAUUUUUUUGUACAGCUCUAGGUGUAUACCUUAGUUCUGCUGUUAUCCAAAACUCAGAGUCAACUGCAAUUGCCUCAGUGAUGUAUACUGUGGUCACACCUAUGUUGAACCCCUUUAUUUAUAGUCUCAGGAACAAAGACAUAAUGGGGGCUCUGAAAAGAUAUUUGUAA